AUGAGUCCCAUAUUUGCCAGUGAAAGGGAAGAAAUAGAAAUAACUGCAGACCGACUAAGGUCACGUACCCUUACGGUGGAAGUUACGGUCACUACGCCAAGAAACGAAAUUCAGAAAAAAGCAUUAGAGCAAGUUAAUCAGUACAUCGACGAUUUGCUCGUCAAAUUUCGUGUCGAUGUGGAUAGUGCCAAACGGACAUGUCAGGAAUAUCUAAACGCUUGUUUAUCGGAAUCACGUGGAAAUAUAGAUCAGAGGUUUCAGGCGGCGAUUAUCGAAUGCACGGCAGACGAUCAGAAGAAAACACGGAAGCGAUUAGAAUCACUACUGAUGACUGUGUUUCACGCCGAAGAAAGGAUGAGGCGCUAA
Centruroides sculpturatus (bark scorpion) is the source of this 366-nucleotide messenger RNA. RefSeq names its product BAG family molecular chaperone regulator 2-like. The transcript has 2 exons. The coding region runs from base 1 to 366 and encodes 121 amino acids. Gene Ontology annotation, biological process: protein stabilization. The record is from RefSeq and is a predicted model, not a curated record. NCBI's taxonomy places the organism in Eukaryota, Metazoa, Arthropoda, Arachnida, Scorpiones, Buthidae. Gene Ontology annotation, molecular function: adenyl-nucleotide exchange factor activity; protein-folding chaperone binding.